Molecule: messenger RNA, 2883 nt
Organism: Neolamprologus brichardi
Lineage: Eukaryota; Metazoa; Chordata; Actinopteri; Cichliformes; Cichlidae
Source: RefSeq, a predicted model, not a curated record
GCUAGAUAAGAAGAGGUUUAUGAAGUAGGGGCAUAGAAAAAAACCCAGCAGCACCAAAUUCACGGCGGUAACGUGUUGGUUGAGCGGGGUCUCAAAGAUCCUUAUCUAUUUUUGAGAAGGCUCACAUGAAUAAACGUUAACUCCACCCGUUUUUAAUCGCUAACGUUACGUCCGAGCGGUGCGGCUUAUUAGCUAAAACAAAGCGGACCCUCAGAACAGUUCUAGCUAGUCUUCGCUUCAGUUACCGGUUAUAUUCCGUUUGACGAGGACACUUUUUGGAAGCAAAUGUUACUGUAAAUCUACACAGACAUCACAAAGGUAUCGGCUUAAGAUGGACCUGGGGUUACUUUUAAUAGCAGCAUUAUCAGCAGCCCUCAGUGGCAGCUUGGCACAGCAAGAUGGAAGCAUAUGCAUCAAGGCAAACGCGCAGUCAUGUGGGGAAUGCAUCCAGGUCUCUGAGAUCUGUGGAUGGUGCACAGAUGAAAAUUUCCUCACAGAAGGCGAGUCCAAAUCAGCCCGCUGUGAUGAUGUGACCUACCUGAAGAAGAAAAAAUGCGGAAAUAUUGAGGACCCCCGCGGCAGCACUGAAAUUACCCAGAACAAAGAUGUCACCGUUCGCAACAAGGAUGGGAACGUAAAACUCAAGCCUGAGGAGAUCACACAGAUACAGCCUCAGAAACUCAAAGUGACGCUCAGAUCUGGUGAGCCACAGACUUUUGACCUGAAAUUCAAGCGUGCUGAGGAUUACCCCAUCGACUUGUAUUACCUUAUGGACCUCUCGUUCUCCAUGAAAGAUGAUUUGGAAAAUGUGAAGAACCUUGGCACUGACCUCAUGAGGGAAAUGCGGGAGAUCACGUCAGACUUCAGGAUAGGUACGGAGUUGAAAAAUCUUAUUCCCAAAUCAGCUGUCGGCACGCUUUCCUCCAACUCCAGUAAUGUCAUCAAACUCAUCAUUGAUGCCUACAAUUCUUUGUCAUCUGAGGUGAUUCUGGAGAACAGCAAGCUGCCCGAGGGCGUUUCUAUCUCGUACAAAGCCUUCUGUAAAAACGGUGUGCGAGGAACAGAGGACAACGGCAGGAAGUGCACUAACAUCUCCAUUGGCGACGAGGUGUCUUUUAAGAUUUCUAUUGAAUCUCAGAAGUGUCCUUCAGGUGGCAAGCCUGAGGUCAUUACAGUGAAACCGCUGGGCUUCAAUGAGGAGGUGGCGAUAGAGCUCAAUUUCAUCUGUGACUGUGAAUGUGCCAAAAAGGGAGAGCCCAACAGUCCGAAGUGCCACGAGGGAAACGGGAUUUUUGAAUGUGGAGCCUGCAAAGAUUGUGUGCAGUGCAGAGCGUUUGGGGAUGGCGAGAAGAAGGAGAUCUGCCAAAAGGAGUGCAGCUACUUCAACCUAAUAAAGGUGAAGGACCGAAAAGAUCUACCUCAGCCCACAGACCAGAGCUUCCCCCUGACCCACUGCAAAGAGAAGGAUGCCAACGACUGCUGGUUCUACUACACCUACGCCAUCACCAAGAAUUCCACCAAGGAAGUCUUUGUGGUAGAGAAACUGGACUGCCCGUCAGGACCUGACAUCAUCCCCAUCGUGGCAGGUGUGGUAGCGGGCAUUGUGCUCAUCGGCCUCGCACUGCUGCUCAUCUGGAAACUGCUCAUGAUCAUCCACGACCGCCGAGAGUUUGCCAAGUUCGAGAAGGAGAAGAUGAACGCCAAAUGGGACACGGGUGAGAAUCCGAUCUACAAAAGUGCCGUAACAACUGUCAUCAAUCCAAAGUACGAGGGCAAAUGAUGGAGCUUUGCCUACUUCGUGACAACACUGUAUGGAAAAGAAAACGGGAGGGGCGGGUUUUAUAAUGCUCACUGUUUUUGUUUGUCUGUUUGUUGUUGUAGCCACCAAAUAAUAGCAUUGCAUUUUGCGGCUCUGUUCUAUUAACUUUUGAUCUUCUAUGCAUCAUCUGUAAUUUGUACAGUAUGUAUAAACGUGUGGUUUUUACGUUUUGGGUUUGUUGAGAGAAUUUUUUUUUUUUUUUUUUUGGUUAAAUAGAAGCAAUCAGUGUUUCGAUGAGCGGUCGAAAUGAAUGUUGAUAAUGGACAGUAAAGGAAGGGUUUCUUUCCAAAUUAGCGUGCAUGCAUACAGUGCAGAAUAGGAGGCAAUCAGUGUUUCAGAAACAGGCAUACAAAAGUUUUACUGUGUCUUUAAUCAUUUUCAAUGAGUGGGCGUCUCUUUGGAUCGAGCCCUUCAGAUGUAGUGCCGGGUUUGGCAGCAACGGGGUGUGUACAGGAAGUGGGUUUUUUGUUUAGGGUUUUUUUUUACUUUCUUUUUGUUUUCCUGUGUUCUGUGUAAAGCCAUACAUGUAUUCACAGAACAGAGCUGGAGGUGAUGGUAUGUUUGUUUUCAAAGUGACAUAAUCCAUCUGAACAAUCAUUUUUAUUAAAUGUGUCUUUGUGGAGAAAAGAUUUUCUUGGGUUGCCUUACCUGAUGAAGGGCAGCGGUGUACAGUAGUCUUACUGUUCAGCUCCAGGUUUUACUUGCUUAAUUUAAAGCCAACUCAGGUCCUUUUAUUCUUCUCAGCAAUGCCAAAUACACACAAUUCUGCCUUAUUUGCUGACUAAAUUUGCUUAUAUUGUUUUUAUUUGUACAAUGUGAAUGGGGGGCAAGUGUUCUGUUUUACAUCUGAGUUACUACACCUAACUCUUUCAGAGGUGCCUCGAUCAAACGUGCUUAAUUAAAAAGAAAUGGGGAUGAUGAAAAAAAGAGGAUUGAUAAGAGAACUUUUGGAAGGCUACGCCUGUCAUCAACGUUUAAGUGCCUUUGUUGAUUUCUCCAUCACAUUCACAAUUGCGAUUCUGUUUUCUGGAAUUAUUUAUUGAAUAAACCCCUAAAAAAAUGUA